Eremothecium gossypii ATCC 10895 is the source of this 708-nucleotide messenger RNA. It is a transcript of the gene RIB5, whose product is annotated as riboflavin synthase. The transcript has a single exon. The record is from RefSeq and is marked provisional. Gene Ontology annotation, molecular function: riboflavin synthase activity. Lineage: Eukaryota; Fungi; Ascomycota; Saccharomycetes; Saccharomycetales; Saccharomycetaceae. Gene Ontology annotation, biological process: riboflavin biosynthetic process. Bases 1 to 708 code for a protein of 235 amino acids.
AUGUUUACCGGUAUAGUGGAACACAUUGGCACUGUUGCUGAGUACUUGGAGAACGAUGCCAGCGAGGCAGGCGGCAACGGUGUGUCAGUCCUUAUCAAGGAUGCGGCUCCGAUACUGGCGGAUUGCCACAUCGGUGACUCGAUUGCAUGCAAUGGUAUCUGCCUGACGGUGACGGAGUUCACGGCCGAUAGCUUCAAGGUCGGGAUCGCACCAGAAACAGUUUAUCGGACGGAAGUCAGCAGCUGGAAAGCUGGCUCCAAGAUCAACCUAGAAAGGGCCAUCUCGGACGACAGGCGCUACGGCGGGCACUACGUGCAGGGCCACGUCGACUCGGUGGCCUCUAUUGUAUCCAGAGAGCACGACGGGAACUCUAUCAACUUUAAGUUUAAACUGCGCGAUCAAGAGUACGAGAAGUACGUAGUAGAAAAGGGUUUUGUGGCGAUCGACGGUGUGUCGCUGACUGUAAGCAAGAUGGAUCCAGAUGGCUGUUUCUACAUCUCGAUGAUUGCACACACGCAGACCGCUGUAGCCCUUCCACUGAAGCCGGACGGUGCCCUCGUGAACAUAGAAACGGAUGUUAACGGCAAGCUAGUAGAGAAGCAGGUUGCACAGUACCUGAAUGCGCAGCUGGAAGGUGAGAGCUCGCCAUUGCAGCGCGUGCUCGAAAGGAUUAUUGAAUCCAAGCUUGCUAGCAUCUCAAAUAAGUGA